GGCAGACCGGAGGCAGAGCGAAUCACGGAGCAGCUGAAGGAGCUGGAGGAGGCGUGGGCCCGGCUGCAGGACGAGAUGGCCAAGCGCAGGGAGAGGCUGAGCGGCUCCAGCUUGGCCCAGCACUACUACAACGACGCGGAUGAGGCGGAAGCAUGGAUAGGGGAGCAGGAGCUGUACAUGAUCGCGGAUGAAAAGGCCAAGGAUGAGCAGAGUGCCAUGUUGAUGCUAAAGCGCCACGUGAUCCUCAAGCAAGCAGUGGACGACUAUGCCGACUCCAUUCAGAAGCUGGCUGACCGUGCCCAAAAAAUGUUUGCCGAGGACCAUCCUGAUGGCGAGGAGAUCAUCAGGCGACAGGGCCAGGUGGAUAAGCAGUACGCAGGGCUGAGGGAGCUGGCAGAGGACCGCAGGAAGAAGCUGGACCACACUUACCACCACUUCCUGCUGAGCCGAGAGGUGGAGGACCUGGAGCACUGGAUCGCAGAGAGAGACGUGGUGGCUUCCUCUCAGGAGAUGGGCCAGGACCUGGACCACGUCACGCUUCUGAGGGAUAAGUUCAGAGAGUUUGCCCGCGAGACGGGAAUGGUGGGUCAGGAACGAGUGGAUUUGGUCAACGAAACGAUAGACGAGCUGAUCGAAGCCGGCCACACGGAGGCAGCCACCAUGGCAGAGUGGAAGGACACCAUCAAUGAGAGCUGGGCUGAUCUGCUGGAGCUCAUCGACACUCGUGCUCAGCUCCUCACUACAUCCUACGAACUGCUCAAGUACUUUGAUGAUGGGAAGGAGCUCGUGGUUCAGAUCCACGAGAAGCAGAAAGAGCUGCCUGAAGACGUUGGAGAGGACUUCAGCAAAGCUGAGUCCUUCCACAGAAUGCACGCUGCCUUUGAGAGAGACAUCACCGCUCUAGGCAAACAGGUUCAACAGUACCAGGAGACUGCUUCACGGCUUCAUGCCCAGUAUGCAGGGAGCCAAGCGGAUGCCAUCCAGGCCUCAGAGCGGGAGGUGGUGGAAGCCUGGAAGGGCCUGCUGGACGCCUGCGACGGCCGCAGGGCGCAACUGGUGGACACGGCUGAAAAGUUCCGCUUUUUCACCAUGGUGCGAGACCUGAUGGCUUGGAUGGAGAGCACCAUCCAGCAGAUUGAGACUCAGGAGAAACCCAGGGAUGUCUCAUCUGUGGAGCUCCUGCAGAAGUACCACCAGGGGAUCCGCUCCGAGAUCGAGGCCAGGGGAGCAAAAUUCACUGACUGCAUAGACCUCGGCAAAGCCCUGCUGACACGCAAGCACCGAGACUCUGCUGAGAUCAAAGAGAAGCUGGUCCAGCUGAUGGAGAAAAGGAAGGAGAUGAUGUUCAAGUGGGACGACAGAUGGGACUGGCUUAGACUCUUGCUGGAGGUGUGUCAGUUUGCACGGGACGCCUCAGUGGCUGAGGCCUGGCUGAUCGCUCAGGAACCCUACGUGUCCAGUAGAGACCUGGGUCACACUGUAGAUGAGGUUGAGAAACUCCUCAAGAGGCACGAGGCCUUCGAGAAAUCCACCGCCACCUGGGAAGAGCGUUUCUCUGCAUUGGAGCGCCUCACUACGCUGGAGUUGUUGGAGCUCAGGAAUCAGCAACAAGAGAUGGAGCAGUUCAUUAAAGAGGAGCAACGUUCAGACAAAGAGAGCAGGUAUGCACACUCCCACACACAUGCAGAUCUUUAUACG
This is a messenger RNA of Plectropomus leopardus (leopard coralgrouper), 1698 nucleotides long. The record is from RefSeq and is a predicted model, not a curated record. NCBI's taxonomy places the organism in Eukaryota, Metazoa, Chordata, Actinopteri, Perciformes, Serranidae.